Hevea brasiliensis (rubber tree) is the source of this 1926-nucleotide messenger RNA. Its product is annotated as UDP-galactose/UDP-glucose transporter 7. The record is from RefSeq and is a predicted model, not a curated record. The transcript has 8 exons. The coding region runs from base 502 to 1335 and encodes 277 amino acids. Gene Ontology annotation, cellular component: Golgi apparatus. NCBI's taxonomy places the organism in Eukaryota, Viridiplantae, Streptophyta, Magnoliopsida, Malpighiales, Euphorbiaceae. Gene Ontology annotation, molecular function: UDP-glucose transmembrane transporter activity; UDP-galactose transmembrane transporter activity; antiporter activity.
AAGGGUGGAGGCCCCAUUUGGUCCGUUUAACAAUAAAUUUUGAACGCAAAUUCGUCUCUUUGUCCCACGGCAGUCUCAAUCUGAGCAGCUAAGGGAAGCACCUACACCUAUGGCUAAUGCGACUUCCAUGCUCUUGCCAGCUAUUUCGUUAGCUAUUUUUAUUGUUUAUCCAUUAUCAUUAUCAUAUUCUUCUUCAAUCCCUAAACAUAACGUCUACGCUCUUCACGCACCUUUAUGCCAUACUACACGCAUUAGCUCUCCCUAAACAACCUCCAAAUCCGAUAUCCAAGAAACCCAUUUACAAAAUAAUCCUUUACUUUGCAAUGUAAUAGUAAUUGCUAAUCAGGGUUUCAGGGCUUUUAAUGCGGAUUUCAGGGGAAUUAAUGGAAGUUUCCUUUGAUUUGAUUAUGUGACUGGAUCGACUGGCUGCUAGAGUGAGAUUGUUCCAUUGGGAGACAGAUAGUGUUGACUUCUUCUAUCGAAAUUGAUCUGUUCUCGGCCAUGGACAAUCACAGCGCUACAGAAACUAGUCCUUUUUUAAGUUUGUUUGCGGCCUUGUCGUAUGGGAUUGCUUCGAUGGCGAUGGUCUUUAUCAACAAGGCAAUUCUUAUGCAGUAUUCUCACUCAAUGACCCUGCUCACUCUGCAGCAAUUGGCAACUGCUUUGCUUAUACACUUUGGCCGGCAAAUGGGAUACACAAAAGCCAGGGGAGUAGACAUGCAAACAGCAAAGAGGCUCCUCCCAGUGUCACUAUUUUACAAUGCUAAUGUGGCAUUUGCUUUGGCAAGCUUGAAAGGAGUUAAUAUUCCUAUGUAUAUUGCAAUAAAGAGACUUACACCACUCGCUGUACUUAUUGCUGGCUUAUCUUCAGGCAAGGGAAAACCUACAGCACAGGUGACACUUUCUGUACUAUUGACUGCUGCUGGGGUUCUCAUAGCAGCACUUGGAGAUUUUUCCUUUGACCUAUUUGGAUAUAGCAUGGCCUUUACUUCUGUUUUUUUCCAGACGAUGUACCUGGUCCUGGUUGAGAGGUCUGGUGCAGAGAGUGAGCUUUCUUCAGUUGAGAUAAUGUUCUAUAACAGCUUUUUGUCUCUUCCAUUUUUAAUGUUUCUGAUCAUAGCUACAGGAGAAUUUCCAUACUCGUUGUCACUCUUAUUUGCGAAGAGUAAUUCUUUAUCAUUUUUAGUGAUUCUUAUUCUUUCAUUGGUGAUGGGAAUAGUUCUCAAUUACACCAUGUUCUUGUGUACUAUAGUCAACUCCGCUCUAACAACAACUAUUGUGGGAGUCCUCAAAGGUGUAGGGUCCACGAUGGUGUCUGAAAAUCUGAUCCAAUAAACGCAGUGAUUGGACAACGGUGUUUGGAAACGAUAGACAAGACCUUUUAUUUUUUCAGCUCAGUUUUACGGAACAUAUGGUUAGUAUAGUUGAAGGAACCAAAUCAAUGGCCCUAAGCUGAACUAUGCUAGAGAUCAGAGUACCUGUAAGCUAACAAUCCCUUUUUCUACCGGCUCGUUGAAUAGCUGUCGGGAAAAAGGUACGGUGGGUAUAUCUCAGAAUCUCAAGUAGUUUGUUCGGAAAUUCUCCUUGGUAUUAAUGGUGAUAUUUUGCACUACAUUUGAUAUUAAUUACUAGAUAACCAACAAGUAGGCAAUGGAAAGUAGGUGUGGGGCAUAAUAUAAUGCCCAUGGAUGGUUGAAGGACAUCUAUGGUUUUGCUUUUAGUAUUUUGCUUAAAUGUUUGCCUGUAUUUAUGUUGAAAACGAAAGUCAGGCCACUGGCCAAUGCAUGGCUACGAGAUGUGAUUCAUGGAUUGUUUUGGAAGUUGCGAGUGGACCUAAUACUUUUACUAUAUGGUUGGACCAUUUUGAAACUUGCAUAGUUGUUACCGUCAUUUCAAAAUUACUUGAAAGGCUUUUAUUAUUCUUCA